UAAAAAUUUAGGCAGAAGCAGAGCUCAGACAUCUGUGUAGUUUCUAGCUAUAGGUUCCUAGCUGUAGGUUCCUAGCUGUAGGUAUCAGCUCGGGUUCUACUAUAGCCCGAAAGCUUCAUUUCGGAGAGCUCUAGAGCCCGACUCUAAAGUCUAUAUCUACGGGGUCGAACCAAGAGAUGCGCUGGAUGAGACUCAUCUAUCACUACAACUCUCAAAUAAAAUAAAUGCUCUCUGAUCAAACCUUCUUAAACCUACCCUGCACACAUCAGUCGCGCUUUUGAUAUCAAUCGAUUCCAUCAUGUCUCCCUCUCUCCCCAGAAUCGCCAUCGUCGGCGGUGGCCCCGCCGGCUUAACCACCGCUGUCCUCCUUCACAAGGACAGUAUCCCCUUCACCAUCUUCGAGCUCCGUCAGAAGCCCACAGACGAGGAGCUAGCCAAGCCAUCUGGAAUGCUCGAUCUACACGAAGAAUCCGGCAUCGCAGCUCUCAGAGAGUGCGGCCUCUUUGACGACUUUCAGAAGCUCACAGGCGAAUGCACCGAAGCGCAAAAAGUCGCAGACAAGGAUGGCAACAUCCUCUACAGAGACGAAGGCGAAAAGAGCGAGCGCCCUGAGAUCUCCCGCCACAACCUCACCAAGCUCCUCAUCUCUCAUAUACCCGCCGCCCAGAUCACGUGGGGCCGCAAGCUCCUCGCAGCCACCAGCUCCAUCACAGCGUCGAGGCAUACUGAGAUUGAACUCGACUUUGGACCCCACGGAAAGCAGACGUUUGAUCUGGUCAUCGGCGCAGACGGUGCCUGGUCCAGUGUUCGCAAACUGCUGACGGGCGUGAAACCGCGCUACGAAGGCAGACAAAACAUCACCCUAACUAUCCGGGAGGUCACGAAAAAGUACCCGCAUCUAUCGGACCUGGUGGGUACAGGCACUUUCGCCUCUCUCGGUGGCCGGCAUGGAGUUAUGUCGCAGCGUGGUCCGCAGGACUCAGCCCGCAUAUACAUCUUUCUCACGAUCGACGAGGAGAACUUCGCUACCAAAUCUGGCCUAGCGAGCCAGACAGCAACAGCUGCAAAAGAACGCAUUCUGAGUGACUCUGCGCUGAUAGGGGCCUGGGGCCCUGUCAUAAAGGAGCUGGUGACGGUGGCAUGUAAGGAGGAGACAGGCGACAACCCGGGAGCCAUGGUGGACAUCAAACCACUGUACGUUUUGCCAGUCGAUAAUGCAUGGGAACAUAGGACCGGCGCCACUAUCAUUGGGGAUGCGUCGCAUCUGAUGGGCCCCUGGGCCGGCGAGGGCGUCAAUCUCGCCAUGUGGGACUCACUGCUGCUAGCCCACGCCAUCGUCAAGGCGCACGAGACCGCCGGUAAGGAUGCUACGGCCUUUCAGAGGGCACUCGAUCCGCUGGUGAAGGAGUUCGAAGUCGACAUGGCGGCGCGCUCUAAGGAGAAAGCAGAGGAGUCUAAAAAGAACGGCGAGACGAUGUUUGGGGAGGAUGGAGCGAAGGCGUUUGUGGAAUUCUUCAACAUUCAUGGGCCACCGGCGGAGCAGGCAGCUAUUUAGAGCUAGGCUAUAGAGUAUUGUUGUAUCAAAUUGCUACCUGAAGGAGGCGGGAGUUUGAAUACGGUGGAUACUGCGUGUUAGGAGGGGUGUAUAUCUGUAAGAUCAAAGAGAGUGUAAAAUCAUAAUAAAGGAAAGAACGCCUAUC
Mytilinidion resinicola is the source of this 1700-nucleotide messenger RNA. Its product is annotated as FAD/NAD(P)-binding domain-containing protein. The transcript has a single exon. NCBI's taxonomy places the organism in Eukaryota, Fungi, Ascomycota, Dothideomycetes, Mytilinidiales, Mytilinidiaceae. The coding region runs from base 299 to 1555 and encodes 418 amino acids. Gene Ontology annotation, molecular function: FAD binding. The record is from RefSeq and is a predicted model, not a curated record.